GGCAAGAAAUAGCUCAGACCUGGAUAAGGAAUACACUCAAGAAAGGAAAUGAAAACAGAGACAAAGCGGCAAGAGCUGAUUUUAAUCCACAAGAGAAGCGAAGUGAAACCAAAGAGGAAUUUCCCGGUUUUUCUCCUAUAGGAGGAAAAAAGAAAAAAAAGAAAAGAAGAAAGACCAGGCGGAGAGCUGAUGAUGAAGAUGAAUCCGAUACAGACAGUGUCUGUAGCACUCGAACUUGCCCCGAUAGCCUGGACUGCACGAUGAGCACCGUACAAUCCCCUUCAAAACUUCCAAGCAUAGACCGGUCAUCUUCAAAAGGCAAGCACCAGCAGCAGAAACCAUCGCCUGUGGUACAACGGCCUCCUCUUGCUCCAGCGCAUUCAGUAACGAACAAACCAGUCGCUCAAGUUAAACCCUUUACUGAGGGCGUGUCAAAAGCAGGAGUAAGCAUAGGCGCAACAGGCAACGGAAUUCGUAAAAGACCACGUCUUGUCUUUGGCGCCUACCGCCUUUGCAAGUACUACCACUUCCAGCAGCCUUGUUUUCAAGGGGAGAGGUGCUCCUAUGCACAUAGUGAAGAGGAACGAAGAGCAUGGGAAGCAGAAAGGAAGAGAGACAAUUAUACGGUCAAGACGACAAACGAAGAAUUUAUGACCAAAACACCCUACUUGUCACUUGAUGAAUGGCGCCAAGCUUUUAAGGGACUGGGCAGAGGACCUUUACGAAUGCCACCAAAAGGCGGAAGGUUUAGAAUAUGCGCCGGGUGGUCGAAAGGAAUUUGUAAAUUGGGAAAAGGUUGUACUUUUGCACACGGCCCACAGGAACUUGAAGCUUGGAAUAAACACGUGGAUAUGAUGGAAAAGAUAAUGGAAAACAAGAUCGAGGAGGAAAAAGAAAAUGAAAAGAAAAAUGAAGGCGAUGAAACUACAACGAAAACGAUUACUCAUUCACUGAUAAAAGAUGAUCGACCAGUUCGCACUUACAAGUUGAAGGAUCUCGUCACCAGACUUCCAGGAGUAUCAGUUGCGUGUGAGCCAAGUCUUCAAAAUGUGUCUUUACAAGUUCCACUGGAAAGUGAAGGAGAAAAAACUUAUAACUGGACUGUACGACUAUCUUAUGAGUCGAGUGAAACCGGGCAUCUGCAAGAUAUUGCUCUAUUGUGGAAGUUUCCUAAUUGUUACAGUUUCUCCAGUGUUACCUUCAAGUGCUCCAAAGGCCCAGUUACAGUGGGGAACGCUGUAGAGAAAAUCGAUGACUGUCAUUAUCAAGUACCACCAUAUUUACGUGAGUUCGACAGCGACUGUGAAAUGGAAGUAGCCCUCUCAUUCUCCACAUUCGUGUUUGGAAAUUUCAGACAAUAUGUGGUGUUCGAUUUUGGCCAAGAGCGUCACCUUGCCUUGGAGUUUUGUGUCGAAAUCGGCAGUCAGGAAUUUCUGAAAGAAUUCUGCGAGGAGAAGACAAAAAUUGCAUUGGAUGGGCCUUUCUGGGAUGACGGUUGCCGUACAAUUGUCCCUUUUGAGUCCAAAACCCCGUCAGUGUUCAAGAAUGAUUAUUUGACGGACUGGUACAAGUUACCUGUUGAUAGAGUCGAUGAUGUUGUACCCUGCCCUCUUCUUGACGAAUCACAAGGUCUAAGUGAGAAAAAUUACAAGGACAUCAUGCAUCAGUUGUUAUUUGUAGAGGAGUUUUACAUUCGCAAACAAGUUGCCAGAUUCAAUGUACAAGGAGCUAAUUUGCGUGCUGCAUCACUUAUUGUCAAGAAAGACGAAGUUCUGAGCGCCGAAGAAGGUUGGCUGUAUGGGUCCUUCCACGUGUUGCGCCCUAUAACACCCGACGACGCAGAUGGGCGACUCCUGCUCAGGAAUCUGUUCGGGAGCGCGGGGUCAGUGUUGAUAGCAAAACGCCAAUGCUCCCAGUCGAUGGUUUAUGAAGCUUUAGUGGACUCUGUGGAGGAAAGUCGCGUCAUUGUAAAGUUAUCUGUACAGUGUUGUGCAGAUCUGGGGCUGACAAAUAACAGUGACACUAUUGUGGACGUUCAGUUUCGGACCAAUCGACUUACGCUUUGUGAGAUGCACGACAACAUCGACAGACUGGGAUUAUCGCAUAUCAGAGUAGUGUUUCCCGCCUUUGGCAUAGUCGCCUUGGAAAAGAACCUUACCAUCCUGCCAUGGAUUCUCGAUCCCAGGUUAAACGAUGAUCAAAAAGAGGUCAUAAAGAAAAUAGCUUCGCCAUCGAGCAAGUCACCUCCGUUGGUGGUGUUUGGUCCAUUUGGAACAGGAAAAACAUUCACUCUGAAUCAAGCUGUUCGACAAAUUGCCAUAGAUUGCAACAACCGUGUACUUAUCUGCACCCAUUCAAACAGCGCGGCAGACAUACACGUAGAGCUUUUGGACGAAUACCUCCGUAAUAAUGGAAUGCUGGCUUGCAGACCUCUUAGGAUUUACACACCCUUGCGGAAGUUAUCAACUGUGUCUGCCACAGUGAAGGAGUACUGCCUCGUAACUGACGGAGCCUUUCGACUCCCAACUCGCAAUGACGUGAUGUACCACCGGGUCAUAAUAACAACUUUGGGAAUGUCACGAGCUCUGUUUGAUAUGGACCUCCAUCGGGGAAUUUUCUCUCACAUCUUAAUCGAUGAAGCGGCGCAAGCGCUAGAGACGGAAACGCUCGCGCCAAUCACACUAGCGGGUAAUAAUACCAAAGUGGUUUUCACCGGGGAUCACAUGCAGAUGAGCCCUGACGUAUUUUCUCCCCAAGCAAAGAAGUGGGGAUUCCAGAUGUCCCUACAAGAGAGGCUCUUCUACGACUACGUCAGACGUGGAAAGGAAACAACACAAAAUCCUAAUGUCAUCUAUCUAACAACGAACUACCGAUCAAACGAGCAAAUUCUUCAAUUCUCAUCCGACAUGUUUUACGGCAAGCUUUCUUGUGGUAGCAAUCAGCCCCUUCACCCUUACUUAGGUCCACUGGUGUUUUAUUCCGCUUUUGGCGAAGAGGAGAUGGCGGAGAACCAUUCGUCCUACCGUAAUUUGGCCGAGGUGAACGAGGUGGUGAAGCGAGUCAAAGAGCUUGUUGACUGCUGGCCUCAGCAAUGGGGCUCAACACCGGAUCCUAAACAAGUUGCUGUAAUUUCAUCAGAACGUUAUCAGGUAAAAACAAUUCGCGAUGGCCUUCGAAAAAUUGGUCUUGGCGAUGUUGACGUUGAAACCAUCGAAAAUGUGCAAGGAAAACAGUUCCGUGCACUUUUUGUCAGUGCAGUGCGAACCAAACACACUUGCAACGAGUUCAAAGGCUGUGCGGAUAACGAAAUCGCGAGGCCCUACCUGUCAUUUCUCUCGGAUCCUAAGCUUUUAAACACUGCACUUACCCGUGCCCAAUCCUUCAUCGCCGUGGUAGGCGAUCCUUUUUCACUAAGAACUAUUGGAGAUUGCCAGGGACUUUGGGAAGAGUUCAUCAAGAGAUGCAGUGACAGCGGAAACCUCUUUGGAAUAGAAUGCAGUGAACUUGAAGAAAGUAUUUCUCAAAUGGGACUUAACGUCAACGCUAGUGAAUUUGUCCCACGAUUCACCAGCCACACAAGUCCCCAACCUGAUAGUGAGACUUCAAACUAUCAGAUGGCAGCCUUGGAAGAUGUGACUUUCGAUGCUUCUUAUUCAACUCCACAGCUAAACGCACCAGAGCAUACAAUUUAUGAUGAAAAUUCUUCGCCCAAGGAAAUUACGCAUGAGAAUGUACCCACCCCUGGUAUCGGUAAGAUUCUAGAAGAUUGUGCCGAGGAUUGUAAGUAUGACCAACUGAAAACAUCAUCUCAAAACGAAGAAGACGACAGCGAAGUUGAAAGUAUUUCAGACUCUGAAGCUAUGUACGACAGAUCGAUUGGGAGUGACGAUAUUGAAAAUGGUGAUUUUGUCGAAGGAGGAAAUGUGCCAGAUGAAACUGUUCCCCCAAUGUACAUGGAUGACAUCACCCUUGCCAUCGAGGCUAAGUGUGUGGAGAAUGAAAAGAAACGAAAAUUGAAAGAAGAAAAAAUUCAACAGUCGAAAAGAGAACAGUUGAGGUUCUUCGCCUCAUCGAAGUACUAACCCACCAAAGAUAUCGGCAAUGAAAGUGUUCAUCGUGCUUUUGCAUCUAACAUGUACAACGCAAGAACCGAUCUACGUCUUAAAGACUUCACAGCCGUAACAAGGAAAGGCAAAACCCACAUUGUUUUGAGUAAUCCGACAAUCAAAUAUAGUGAACGUACAAAAAGGCUCAUCAAUCAGGUUGGAUUUGACGAUCAUGAGAGUCUUCAGGCUGAGUGUCUUGAACGUUUGCUGAAAGAGGAACCUGAGAAGUACCGCCGAUGUAGACUACGCAUAAGCUUCGCGAAAUCCAGAGUAUCCUAUGGAGAAAUUCAAGAUUUGGAGAGUGAAGAUAUCUUGAUUGAGGGAAGAAGCACUCGUCAGAGAUUCGAUGGAGACAUUGUAGCGGUGGAACUUAAGAAGGAGUCCGCGGAAAAAUCGUCUGUCGUGUUGGAGAGAAUCAUUGGAAAAAUAAAAGGUAGACUAUAUUGCCCGAUUAAUCCUCGCGAACGCCAAUUUGUGUGUACGAUCUCCAGGGACAACCCUUGGUUAAUGCUCCCCAUCAAUAAAUCGAUGACACCCAUUGCAAACUUAAAAGAUAGCUCUUGCAAAGGAAUUCCCAUUUACAACAGAGUGCAGCCAAGAGAAAGGGAGAGAGCAGUUCGGAUAAAAGAGAUUUCAAAAAGAGACGCAUUCAGUGGAAAAUUUCUCUUCGUGGUUCAAUAUUUGCAGUGGAGAAAAGAUUUCCCAUACCCACUUGGCAUUGCCACCAAGACUAUUAGAAAAGGAAGUGAUCUUAGCCGCGCUUACCAUGUGCUUGAGGCAGAAUACCAGUUGAGGAAAUCAUUUACCGAUGAGGUCUCCAGAGAAGCAGCAAGAUUCCAAGAUGAGUGGCAGGCAGUCCUUGAACGUGAAAAACAGCAACGCCAACCGGUGUUAAACGCAUUCACAAUUGACCCUCCCGGUAGUAAAGCUCUUGAUGACGCCUUGAGUGUUGAAGAGCUCAGUAAGGGUUUGUGCAGAGUAGGAGUACACAUUGCUGAUGUGUCCUACUUUGUGAGAGAAGGAAGUGGCAUCGACCUUGAAGCAAGGAAGAGGGGUACUUCUUACUUCCCUGGUCAUAGCCAUAGAGAUACUUUGAUGCUCCCGAGAGAGUUGAGCCACAGUCUUUGUAGUCUACUGCCAAACGAAGAACGCCUUGCUGUGUCUCUUUACUGGGAUUUGGACCAUAGUGGUCAUAUUCAUGGGGCCGCGGACCUUGAUCAUGAUGGUCGUGUGCAUGGGAGAGAGCUUAAUUUUACCCGCACAAUUGUAAAAUCGCGAUGUCGCUUGACGUACACCCAGGCACAAGCAAUCAUUACUGGCCAAGACAGUGUUCCACAAAACCGUGACAGUGAUGGAGAAGUGACAACCGAGAUCGAAGAAAGCAUAGUCAUGCUCAGCAGGUUAGCCCAAAACAGAAGAAAGCUGCGUCUUCGUGGCGGCUCUUUCUAUCGUUUCGACGAUAUAAACCGAGCUGAAGACUUCGAGGCUCAUGAGCUGGUUGAGGAAAUGAUGAUCCUGGCUAAUGAAUCUGUAGCCAGAUAUCUCAUUGGUCAAAGGAACGAGGAAUCAUUACCUUUGAGGAUUCAACUCCCCCCUAGGACUCAUAGACUGAACGAGUGGCAACAGAAGUUUGGAGAUUGUGCCAAGCUUUCACUCUCUCUACGUGAAUACUCACAUCGAGAUCAGCAUUGCGUAGAAACCUUCGUUCUACCAAAGUGUACUUGGAAUAAAAUUAGUUCUGCACGCCAAAACGAGAACGUCAGAAGGCUCACUAAUCUAAUUUGCAAUGAUCACAUCUAUCCGCAACUUGCAAUUGCACGUUCAUUUUUUAGAGGUCUUCAACGAAGAGCAGAAGAUUUAAAAGCGGCUGAAGUUCCAUCAGAUAAUAGAGUUCACUGGUCUUUGAAACUACAGGAAUACACUCGAUUCACCUCCCCAAUUCGUCGUUACCUUGAUAUCGAAGUUCAUCGGUUGUUACUAAGAAUGGCAGACCAAAAUACUGAGGCUGAAGAGACUUCUGUGCUUUUUCGUCGUUGCUCGUUUCUCUCUGAGAGAGCAAGUAGGUUUGAGAAAGAAUGUGGUCGUAUUCAAUUUGCUGCUAGUCUUAGGGAAGAGGGUUGCGGCGAGACGCCUGCUGUCAUUGAAGUCCUCACCCGGGAUAGUAUCCAGCUACAGCUACUAUCUGAAGCGAACAGCUAUCUGCCCUCAGGACAAAAGAGAGUUCAGAUCAGUCACUUGGGACCAAUUAAACAACCAGAGAUGGAUGAAUCAUUGCAAUGCCUCGAACUUAAGUGGAAACUCAGAAUUUAUGGUGCUUCCUCUGAGACUAUCAAGCAAGCGCUAGAGUGUGAGACUAAAGAGCAGCGUGAGGAACAUUUUAGCAAGGAAAGGGCCAAGAUUGCGUUAGAUGUAAGCUCAGAUAAUUCAAGUAUUUUACAUUACUGCAUUCCGAGCCACCUUUGGCUGAACGUCUCGAACGCCAUCGACAAUAACAAAGAAAACUUAGAGAAGUGUCUAGCAGACAUUGAUGCGGAAAUAAAAAAGAUAGAAGCUCAGACCAGAGAUGUAAACUUUAAUUACGAAAACUAUGAUAAUAAGAUAGAAAAUGAUAACCAUGUCGACGACGAUAAUGACCAUGGCAAAGAUGAUGACGACAACGACGACAAUGAUGAAGAUGAUGACGACGACGACGACAACGAUGAUGAAGGUGAUGACGAUGACGACGAAGAGUAUGAUGAUGAUGACGAAAGCGACGAGAACGACGAAGAUGACAGUGAUGCACAUUUUCAGAAAGUGUCCUUAAUGUUAAAGGUUUUUGACACUGUCAACAUACAACUGGCCGUAGACGACGUCAGAGGUUUGAUGUCACCGGAGAUUCAGCUUUUGAAGUUAGCACCGGGAAUUGAUGUUUGCCUUGAGCACAGAAAACGUCCAGACAGAUGCUUUGCAGAACUUGCCUCAGAUCACUCAUCAAAGCCAAAGUACAAGAGUAUCGCAAAGUAUAUUCAAGCUUGGGAACCCGUUCUGGCAAUGGAGGCUGCCACACAAGCAAUAACGAAUGAAGAUGUUAUCAUUCUUCAAAAUCUCACAAUAAAAUGGGAAAAAGCUGGGGGAAAAACUGUCGGCGAGUUUUUGCUUGAAAAGUCGUUCUGUAGAACAAGAUGUAUCGAAAUUUCAGGCGGUGAUUAUGCCUGUGUAAAGGUUCGCUUCCCAGUGUCAGUGUAUGCAGGGAGAUCUGAUACUUCAAAAUCCAUUACAGCCACUAAGCUUUGUAAAACUGAGAUUGAGGUGGAAGAAGAAGCGUACUCGGACAGUAAUGAUGACUCGAGCUUUCACACAGCAAGUGAAGGAGAAGAUGACAAGGAAGGUUCCACUUCUGAUGGCAAAGAAGGGAAAGACUUUGUUUGGGUUGGCCACUGCUCGAUCACGAAAGAGAAAGAUCAUGUGAGGCUUCACCUGAAACAACACUCCUUAAACAUUCCCUCAGGACUUCUGGAUGGAGAAGGGUGCAUCUGUACCCUGGAGAUAAUAAAGCAAGCUAUCAAUCACAGGCGAAUGAUGAAAGCUUUAACAAAUCUGGAAGGAAAAGUAGAGGAUGACUUAGUACACGACAUCUGCCUUGGAAAAAAAGGACAGCUGGGUGAAACUUCCACAAAACAACUACCGAGUGAGAACCUGUCCAUUGUUGGUCUGCGCAGAGACCAACCUCUGGCUGGUGAAAGAGCUUCAGAUCUGAACAUGGUCCAGCUUGCGGCUGUUAAAACAGCUUUACGAGGCCGUUUUACUUUGAUUCAAGGACCUCCCGGAACUGGAAAGACCAUAACAGGAGUUCAUAUUGCCUAUUGGUUCGGAGUAAUAAACGAAGACGACAAAAAUACGAAUGGUACUGUCCUCUACUGUGGACCCUCAAACAGAUCGGUAGAUGUUGUGGCAGAGUACUUGAUGAAGAUCAAAGGCCUUGAAUCAAAGAUCCUUCGAGUAUACGGCAAAGUCAUCGAACAAAAAAGAUUUCGAAUACCGGGCGAGGUAAGAUCAUCUCGAACGAUUGGCAGCAAGGACGAAAUGAGAGUACCUAAAAACUUGAGAGACAUCGCAUUACAUAACGUGAUCAGGGAGGAGGAAAAAUCACCGUUCGCGGAAGAACUGAAAGAGUUUAGAAGGAUGUUCGCACCAAUUAAGCAUAAAAAGCAGAAGAAGCAGAAGAAGCAGAAAAAGCAGAAAAAGCAGAUAGUGGAUGACGAAGCGGUCGAGAAAUAUCGUCAGCUGAUUAAGGAAGCUGAGCAAUGGGCAAUUAAUAAAUUCGGACGCAUCGUCCUUUGUACCUGUUCUGCGGCUGGAAGCAAAAGGAUGGAGCAAGUCUGUAAGAACGUCAAACAGUGCAUUGUAGACGAAUGUGGAAUGUGUCUAGAGCCAGAAACUCUCAUUCCAAUUGUGAGUUCAGGAUCGGUACAGCAAGUCGUUCUGAUUGGAGACCAUAGGCAGCUUCAACCAAUUGUAAAGAAUAGAGUGGCGAAGUCUCUUGGGCUGAGUACAUCCAUGUUUGAGCGAUAUGCCAAUCGGGCUAUUAUGCUGACGGAGCAGUACAGGAUGCAUCCCGAUAUUUGUGAAUUUCCUUCCGAGCAGUUUUACGGCGGGAAAUUAGUCACGUCAAAGUGCGUCACAGACAGACCAAGUUGGACCACGUUCGAUAGGAACUUUUUAAAUUUCUGGCCGUCGCAUAAAGGGGACAAUUACACACCCCUUGUGUUUUGUCACGUGGUUGGUAAGGAGGAGGAGCUUGUAGUGACAACUGAAGAGGGUAAUCAACGAUCAAAGAGUAACAUGAAGGAGAAGGACAAAGUGGUGAGUUGA
Stylophora pistillata is the source of this 8957-nucleotide messenger RNA. RefSeq names its product 3'-5' exoribonuclease HELZ2-like. Lineage: Eukaryota; Metazoa; Cnidaria; Anthozoa; Scleractinia; Pocilloporidae. The record is from RefSeq and is a predicted model, not a curated record. Gene Ontology annotation, molecular function: RNA nuclease activity; ATP hydrolysis activity; metal ion binding.